Molecule: messenger RNA, 1011 nt
Organism: Kalmanozyma brasiliensis GHG001
Lineage: Eukaryota; Fungi; Basidiomycota; Ustilaginomycetes; Ustilaginales
Product: Rhodopsin, archaeal/bacterial/fungal
Exons: 3
Coding region: 1-1011 (336 amino acids)
Biological process (GO): monoatomic ion transport
Cellular component (GO): endoplasmic reticulum; plasma membrane
Molecular function (GO): monoatomic ion channel activity
Source: RefSeq, a predicted model, not a curated record
AUGUCGAACCAAUUCUUCCGAGCUGGCAAUCGAGCUCUCGAAGUCAAUCCCCCCAACGCCGACAUCAAUCUGGGACGGUGGGGAAGCGACUGGGGCUGGGUCGUGUUUUGCGUCAUGGCGGCUUCCACCGUUGGUCUUCUCAUCUGGUCUUCCAGGCUUCCCAGGGGCAGGAGGACCUUCCCUUACCUGCUCGCCGCCGUGCUCGCCAUCUCGACCAUUUCUUGGUAUUCUCAAGCCAGCGACCUAGGCGCCACUCCUAUUCCUGUCCAGUUCCUGCACAACAGCGCGCUCGCUCCAGAUGGUGGCUACCCUACACGCCAAAUCUGGUACAGUCGCUACAUCGACUGGGCCCUCACUGUACCGCUUCUGCUGCUCAGCUUGCUCCUCAUCACUGGCUUGCCUCUCUCGGUCAUCUUCAUCACGCUCUUCUUCAGCAUCCUCAUGAUCAUUUGCGGUCUGCUAGGUGCCCUCACAAGGACUCGCUACAAGUGGGGCUACUUUGCUUUUGGUUGCGCUGCACUCGGUUAUGUCUUGUAUCACGUCUUUGCGUCUGGUUUGCGCUCGGCCCGACGACUGGACCAUGGUUUCGGUCGUGCAUUCCUUGCAGGCGCGACACUCUUGGGCGUCGUUUGGCCGCUCUAUGCCCUCUGCUGGGCUUUGACUCACGGCGGCAACGUGAUCGGUGUCAGUGCAGAGUUCCUUUGGUUCGGCAUCUUGGACCUCAUCUCGAAGCCCGUCUUUGCAUUCGUCCUGCUCUCCAUGCUGCGCAACUGCGAUUAUGGCGCACUUCGUCUUCGAUCGGGCAAAGUCACUGAAGGCAAGAUCGACGAUCACGAGCAACGUCGAGGCAUCCUCGACAAGUCUCAGGAGGGCAUUGGUUCUUCCCCUGUGCACCACGCCGGAGGCAACAGCGCAGACUCGGGCCCCGCACCGCCUCCUCCCGCUGUAACCACCCCACCUUCCGCUGCUGCGCACACGAUGAUGUCUCCUCCUGCUGUUCCUCCCGUCUGA